AUGCAAACUUAUAUUAUAAACCAGGAAAAGAAAAUCAAGUUGCAGAUGCGCUAUCAAGUCCACAGUAGCGGUAGUUCGCCGGGUGAUACAAUAGCUGGCAAUAGUCACUAUAGUACACAGAUACCGGCGGUGGCAGCGGUGGAUAAUGGACCACCGAGUAUACAUCAGCAAAAAGCCCCGGCGGCGGUUCAUCAUGCUGGACAGCAGCAGGCGCAGCAUCAACACCAGCAGCAACAGCAUCAUCAUCCGCAACAAUACCAACAUCAGUAUUCUUCCCAUGGCAUAGGUGGCGGCGGUAUACCACAUCAUCAGCAUCCAUCACAGGCGGCUGUGAUAAAUAGCCAACAACAACAACAGCAACAUCAACCGGCUGUGUAUCAUCAGCAGCCCUCACACAGUGGUCAUGCUGAACCUAAAAAUACCUACAAUUUGUUAAGCGAAGCCAUGUCACAGGCUGUUAGUAAUGAAUUUAGCUCUCUAGGAGGAAGUGGUUCUGCCGAUGGUGCUUGCCAUGCUGAUGAUAUCGAUUGUUAUAAUGUUCAAGAUCGUUUGGGCAUGGAAGCCAUUAGAACUUUACAUCAACAGUUGGACGACGAUGAUAAUGGCAAUAUCGAUUUGAGUGAAUCGGAUGAUUUCUUGCGCGAGGAAUUAAAAUACGACUCUGGCUAUGAGAAGCGUCAAAAAGCUUUCCAUUUCAAUGAUGAUAUGCAUAUUUCUGUUAAGGAGUUAUGGGAAGCAUGGUUGAGAUCUGAGGUUCAUAAUUGGACCAUUGAACAAACUACCGAUUGGUUGGCUCAAUCAGUGCAAUUGCCGCAAUAUGUGGAACUAUUUAAGCAACAUAAAGUAUCGGGAGCAGCCUUGCCAAGAUUGGCUGUUAACAAUAUGCACUAUGUUAGUAAUGUAUUGGGCAUUAAGGAUCCCAUACAUAAACAAAAAAUUGCUCUUAAAGCUAUGGAUGUGGUACUAUUUGGACCACCAAGAGAGACUGGUACUCGCUGGAAGGAUUAUAUAUUAGUUACAUUACUGUUAAGUGCUAUAAUAGGUUGCUGGUAUGCCUAUCAACAAAAUAAAAACGCCAAAAGACAUUUGCGACGUAUGGCCCAGGACAUGGAGGGUUUACAAAGGGCCGAACAAAGUUUACAAGAAAUGCAAAAGGAAUUGGAACGGGCACGGCUAGAGCAAGAAAAUGUUGCCACGGAAAAAAUGGAUUUAGAGCGUCGCCUUAAAGAAGUACCCACCUUAACAUCUUCCAAUUCCGAUUUGGAAGUACAACAGCUGAAAAAAGAAAUUGAAAUGUUGCGCACCGAACUAUCACGUGCCGAAAUUGAAUUGGUCGACAAUUGUUGGGCCCCACCACCCCAACUGCAGUCAUGGCUGCAAUAUACAUAUGAAUUGGAAAGUAAAAAUCAUUUGAAAAAACGUGUUGCCGCCGAAAAACAAUUACAAUCUGCCCGUGAAGCUUGUGAGAAAUUGCGUAAGAAACGUUCUAGUUUAGUGGGUGCUUUUGUCUCGACACAUGGCAAGAGUAUAGAUGAUGUUGAUCGUUCUAUCGUUGAGGCCCGCAACUCUUUGGGCGAGGUAACAAAUGAAUUGCAAGAACGACUACACAGAUGGAAACAAAUUGAACAGUGCCUAGGCAUGAAUAUUGUCAACAACAAUGGUUUAUCGUACUUGGAAAGUGUUUUAUAUGGCCGCAAUGGUGGUGGUUCUUCUAUUAAAAGUUCGAGAGGUCGUAUUACAAGCAGCUCAGAUGAAUUAGAUGAUGAAUCUGUUCAAGAAAUUUUAUAUAUUUAUCCAGGUAUUAUCGAUGGUUAUAAUCGUAAUUCGGCCCUCAGUGGAUCUGCCAUUUUGAAUAGUAGUUCGAAUACCGCACGUGAUGAAUCAUCGGGCAGUGAAGAUAAUGUGGAAUCUCAAUCUGUGCAAUUUUAUUUGGGUACAGCACCGACGGCAACCAUAAGUGCCAGUGCCAUAACAACAUCGGCAAUGUCUCAACGAACCCCAUUGCCAACACCAUCGCCAUUAGAUGCGUACAAUCAUAUUGGUGGUGGGGUUGUGACCAGCAAUCAUGCUGCGAAUAUUGUAAAUUCGAGUAAUGCUGCAGCGGCUGCAACAUCGGCAUCAUAUAAUGACAGUAUAAUUAUUUCGACGUUUAGUGUUUUUAUGAUACAUGACGGUAAUCGUCACAGUCCCUCAGUAUCAUCCGAACGUUCAGAUCGUUCAUCGAUUACAGUACCACCGCGUACUAAAAAAGUCAAUCAUAGUAAUGUGUCAUUGUCGUUGACGACAACGACCGCGGUGACAAAUGCAACGACUAGUAGUCACAUUAAUACACCAAUACAACCGGCGACACCACCAUCAAGUGGUGGUGGUAGUAAUCCUCCUCUAGGUGGAGGUGGUCGUGCACCAAUACCUCCACCACGAAGAUCAAACCAAAGCCCUCUAUUAAGAUCGCAAAGUUCGGAUUUAAUGGCAGCCAAAGAUAUUUAUACCCUAUUGGGAAGAACACAACCACCUAACAACAACAUUCAACAAACUUUAAAUAAAACCAACAAUAGCAAUAUCAACAACAACAAUACCGGACCAAUAACUGUAGGCGGAGUAGCCACAGCAACGGUUGGCGGCAAAUCUGUAACCGCUGGUGGUAAUAAAACAAAGAAAAUGGUUAAACAGCACAGCACCGCAAGUCAACAGUCUACCUCAUCGACAUCAUCAUCAGUGCAAUCAGCACCAGAACAGGGGGCCAGUAGCGGCAGCAAACAACAAUCGCCCAGUCGUUUUUCAACCGCCUCGCUGGAACGACAACUAAUGCAACAGCAUCAUUUGCUAUCGCAAAUCAAUAAGCCACCCAAAUCAGUAACACCGAUGACAUUUCCUAGCGUCGAUAGAGAUUUCCUAUCAUCCGUGUCAACUCUUCAAUCGGCCGGGAGUUUAAAAUCGGAAGAUUUAAUGUUGGCCUCACACAUAACGGAUUCAAUGACAAAUAUUUCGGAUGCGACUUAUCACAGCGAUACGCAACUAAAUAAAUCGGAAGAGAAUGCUGCGGCAGCCGCUGUAGGUGAUGGUGGUGGCAAUGUUAAGAAACGUAAAAAAGGUUUACGUUUUGGAUUCGGUAGUAAGAAAAGUAUUUCAAGUUCUUCGGAUACUAGCACAAAAUCAAAAAAUACAUAGUUAAAUAUGGCGGCAAUGCAUAAAGUAUUUACAAAAUAUUUAUAUAGCAUG
This is a messenger RNA of Musca vetustissima, 3219 nucleotides long. RefSeq lists its product as uncharacterized. The record is from RefSeq and is a predicted model, not a curated record. The coding region runs from base 1 to 3168 and encodes 1055 amino acids. Gene Ontology annotation, molecular function: calcium ion binding; calcium channel regulator activity; protein binding. The transcript is spliced from 12 exons. NCBI's taxonomy places the organism in Eukaryota, Metazoa, Arthropoda, Insecta, Diptera, Muscidae. Gene Ontology annotation, cellular component: endoplasmic reticulum; plasma membrane. Gene Ontology annotation, biological process: activation of store-operated calcium channel activity; store-operated calcium entry; intracellular calcium ion homeostasis.